This is a messenger RNA of Rhododendron vialii, 1287 nucleotides long. RefSeq lists its product as uncharacterized. Gene Ontology annotation, molecular function: hydrolase activity. Lineage: Eukaryota; Viridiplantae; Streptophyta; Magnoliopsida; Ericales; Ericaceae. The coding region runs from base 89 to 1078 and encodes 329 amino acids. The transcript is spliced from 3 exons. The record is from RefSeq and is a predicted model, not a curated record.
UGUACAUCAUCAAAACUGUUUUAUUGGCCAAUCUAUCCAACAAAACUGUUUUUUACUGAGAGAGAGAGAGAGAGAGAGAGAGAGAGAGAUGGAGGGGAUACAGCACAAGACGGUAACCGUGAACGGCAUAAACAUGCACAUCGCCGAAAUGGGCCAAGGCCCAGUGGUCCUACUCCUCCACGGCUUCCCCGAGCUCUGGUACACGUGGCGCCACCAGAUCCUCUACCUAGCCUCCCACGGCUACCGCGCCGUCGCCCCCGACCUCCGCGGCUACGGCGACACCACAGGCGCCCCGCCCGGCGGGGCCGCGUACACGUCCCUCCACGUGGUGGGGGACCUGGUGGCGCUGCUCGACGCGGUCGCGCCGGGAGGUGAGAAGGUGUUCCUGGUGGGACACGAUUGGGGCGCCAUGAUCGCUUGGGCUUUUUGCCUCUAUAGGCCCGAUAGGAUUAAGGCUUUGGUGAAUAUGAGUGUGGUUUUUACUCGGAGGAACCCUGUGAGGAAGCCUUUGGAAGCAUUGCGUGCUGGAUAUGGGAAUGACUAUUAUAUCUGCAGAUUUCAGGAACCUGGGAAAAUAGAAGCUGAGUUUGCUGAGAUGGGAACUAAAAGGGUUCUGAGGAAUUUUCUGACCUACAGGAAUCCUGGUCCACUGUUUCUACCUGAGGGAAAAGGGUUUGGAGAUUCUCCUGAUGCUCCGAUUCCCCUUCCCUCUUGGUUGUCAGAAGAAGAUCUUGACUAUUACACUAGCAAAUACGAGCAGAGUGGGUUUACCGGAGGUUUGAACUACUAUCGAGCUUUGGAUCUAAAUUGGGAACUAACAGCGCCAUGGACAGGGGCUCAAGUGAAAGUACCAGUGAAAUUCCUAGUGGGUGACCUUGACCUGACCUAUAAUUCACCUGGCACCAAAGAUUACAUAAACAAGGGAGGGUUCAAGAAAGAUGUUCCAUUCUUGCAGGAAGUAGUGGUACUGAAAGGUGUAGCCCAUUUCAUCCAUGAGGAGAAGCCUGAGGAAAUCAACAAACACAUUCUUGACUUCUUCCACAAGUUCUCAGCUUCUUCUCCAUGUUCUGUGGCUUAAAGCGGGUGUUCCUGUCAUUGUGUAUUUUUCGUUAUUUGUGAUUAAACGAGUGUUUGUGUGAUCGUGUGUUGUUAUAUUGUCAUCGUGCUCUUCUAAAGUUUCAGGAUAAUUAAUUUAAUAUAACCGAAGGGUUUGUAAGCUAAUCUUGGACAAGUUAAUAUUAAUCGACAUUGAUAUCGAUCUAAAUAAAACUGUCAUUUUCUGCCAAA